Molecule: messenger RNA, 4243 nt
Organism: Hippocampus zosterae (dwarf seahorse)
Lineage: Eukaryota; Metazoa; Chordata; Actinopteri; Syngnathiformes; Syngnathidae
Gene: fhod1
Product: formin homology 2 domain containing 1
Exons: 25
Coding region: 71-3895 (1274 amino acids)
Biological process (GO): actin filament network formation; cortical actin cytoskeleton organization
Cellular component (GO): cytoskeleton; cytoplasm
Molecular function (GO): actin filament binding
Source: RefSeq, a predicted model, not a curated record
AAAGGCGCCGGCGUGAGCGGGCGUGGCGUCAUUUUCCAAUGUUGGAGCUCGCUCGGCCGACUCGUCGAGUAUGUCUGUGGUCACUUGCCGGGUCCAGUUCCUACAGGACCAGGAUCCUUUCAUCUGUACUAACUUUCCGGAACCUCGGCGGCCCCCCUCGCUGGACUUGGACGAGAACGCGGCGCUCAAUCAACUCCUUCCGGUCGUACACAAGCUGCUGGACGCGCCCCUAAAGUUGGAGGAGUGCACGUUGCAGGUGUGUCCUCAGGGCAACUACUUGGACUUGGAGCUGUCUCUGGCGGAGCAGCGUGACGAGCUGGAGAACUUCUACCAGGAUGUGGCGAACGGGAAGAAGCCCCUCCUGACGCUGAGGACGCAAUUGUCGGUGCGGGUCCACGCCAUCCUGGAGAAGUUGUACAACAGUCACGGUCCGGAGCUGCGGCGCUCGCUCUUCUCCCUCAAGCAGCUCUUCCAGGACGACGAGGACCUGGUGCCGGAGUUCGUGGCGUCCGAGGGCUUGUCGUGCUUGGUCAAAGUGGGGGCCGAGGCCGACCACAACUACCAGAACUACAUCCUCAGAGCUCUGAGUCAGCUCAUGUUGUUCGUGGACGGCAUGAACGGCGUCAUCAACCACAGCGAAACCCUGGAGUGGCUCUACACCUUGACGGGGAGUCAGUCUCGCCUGCUGGUCAAGACGUCCCUCAAGCUCCUCAUCGUCUUUGUGGAAUACAAAGAGUCCAACAGCCCGCCGCUCAUCCGCGCCGUCAACGCCGUGGACGCCCGCAGAGGCGCCAAGCCGUGGUCGUACGUGAUGGACGUCCUCCGCCGGACGACGGCCGGCGACGGCGAGCUCCCGGUCUUCGCCAUGACCCUGGUCAACAAAACUCUGGCGGCGCUUCCCGACCAGGAUUCCUUCUACGACGUCACCGACUGUCUGGAGAGCCUGAAGAUGGAGGAGGUGGUCGGCGGCAUCCUGGGCCGCGCCGCCGCCCAGCCGGAGCUCAGGGCGCAGUUGGCCAUCUACGAGAGCGCGUUGCGUCACGAGGACGGCGACGCCCCCGACCCGCCCCCUCACGUGCCAAAAGAGCGGCGCCAGCAGGAAGGCGGCGGGAGUCGGCCGAGCGCCGGAUCCGCAGCGUCCUCGUCCGGCUCCUCCCCCUGCGCGUCGCCCGCCUCCAGCCCUUCGGGGUCACUUCAGGGCUCUCCCGCUCCUCCGCCGCCCCCCCGCCCUGACGACGACGCAAAGACGCCGGCUGACCCGUCCCCUUCGGAAUGUUCCGGCGUCAACGAGACGCCUUUCAACGAGGAUGACGUUUUCCAACGCCCGGACGAGCGCGACGUCAACGCGGACGACAAGCCCGUUCUCAGGAGGUUUGAAGACGCCUUCCUACGCAGUUUGGCCGCCACCCAACGGGAGAAAAGGAGGAGUCGAGGCCCGAGCCGCGCCGAGCGGCCCUCAUGGGAGGAUGCGGUCGCGCGGGGGCCCGCGCCGCAGGAGGACGAGCGGCAAAAUGGAGGACGAGCGGCCGACGAGGCGGCGCGUGACCCGGGUGACACCCCCGCCCCGCUUUCAGGCGGCGUCCGGCGUCAAGUCGGCGCGCUGUCCGAUGACAGGAAGUUCUUUCUGGACAUGCUCUUCUCCAAAACGCCCCCCGACGGCGACGGCGCUGCGGGAGACCGGCGCGUGCUGCCCGGCGACGGCUCGACGGAAGCUCGGCUCGGGGCCCGGGUUCUGGAGCGCCUGUCCGGCCUGCGGGCGCUGUCGGCGGAGUCCGCCGCCCCCCCCGAGAGCGGCGCCUCACGCCGGGCCGAGCUGGAAGGGCUGGAAGGCUCCGCCCAGGUGGCGCGGGCGAGACUGGCCGAAGAGCAGCAGAGGCGUUACGUGCGUCAGCAGAGCAGCGUGGAUGCGGAGAGCCCCGCCCAGCGCCUGGAGAGCACCCAGAUGACCCCGCUGCCGCCGGACGGGCCGGGCGGCGCGUGGGACCACCUUCGGCCGAGCGGCGCCAGCCUCCGUAUCAAAGACUUGGACUUCUCGGACCUCCUGGACGAGGAGGACAUCGACGUCCUGGAUGCGGACGCCUCGGCCUCUUGCAGCCUUUCCGCGCCGCCGCCCCUCGCCGGGGCCCCGGCUCCUCCUCCUCCGCCGCCCCUCCCUGGCACCCCGGCUCCUCCUCCUCCCCCACCCCUGCCCGGCGCCCCGGCUCCUCCUCCUCCGCCGCCCCUGCCUGGCACUCUGGCUCCUCCUCCUCCGCCGCCCCUCCCCGGCGCUCCGCCACCUCCCCCUCCGCCCUCAUCCGGGGCGGCGCCACCCCUGGGAAGGAAGAAGAAGACGGUGAAGUUGUUCUGGCGCGAACUGAAGCAGACGGAGCCGCCCGCCAAGUGUCGCUUUGGCCGGGGCACCGUCUGGGCCUCCCUGGACAAGGUGCAAGUGGACGCGGGGCGGCUGGAGCACCUGUUUGAGUCCAGAGCCAAAGAGGCGGCCAUCGUCAAGAAAGCGGCGGAGACCAAGAAGACCGAGAUCCUGGUCCUGGACUCCAAGCGGAGCAACGCCAUCAACAUCGGGAUGACGGUCCUGCCCGCCGUUCACGUCAUCAAGAGCGCCAUCCUCAACUUUGACGAGUUUGCCAUCAGCAAGGAAGGCAUCGAGAAGAUCCUGAGCAUGACGCCCACGGAGGAGGAGAAGCGUCAGAUCCAGGAGGCCCAGCUGGCCCAUCCCGAGGUGCCGCUGGGGCCGGCCGAGCGCUUCCUCUCCAGCCUGGCCUCCGUCAGCGCCUUGACGCCCCGCCUGCAGCUCUGGUCCUUCAAGCUCAACUACGAGGCUCUGGAGAAGGAGAUCGCCGAGCCGCUUUUUGACCUGAAGCUGGCCAUGGAGCAGCUGGCCGCCAAUCAGACCUUCAGGAGGAUCCUGGCCACGCUGCUCGCCAUCGGCAACUUCCUCAACGGCUCCCAGGCGGCGGGUUUUGAGCUGGCCUACCUGGAGAAGGUGGUGGAGGUGAAGGACACGGUCCACAGGCAGUCGCUGCUUUAUCACACCUGCAACCUGAUCACGGAAAAGCACCCGCAAUCCUCCGACGUCUACUCCGAGAUUCCUGCCGUCACGCGCUCGGCCAAGGUGGACUUUGAGCUUCUGGCCGAGAAUCUGGUGCAGCUGGAGAGACGCUGCAAAGCGUCCUGGGAAAACCUGAAGGUGGUCUCCAAGCACGAGACCAAAAGCGCUCUGAAGAACAAGAUGGCCGACUUCCUGAAGGACUGCACGCAGCGCAUCGUCAUCCUCAAGGUGGUCCACAGGAGGGUGGUCAACAGGUUCCACUCGUUCCUGCUUUUCCUGGGCCAGCCGGCGGCGUCGGUGCGCCAAACCAAGGUCACCUCCUUCUGCCGCAUCAUCAGCGACUUCUCGCUGGAGUAUCGCACCACGCGAGAGAGGGUGCUGACGCUCAAGCGCAAGAGAGAAAAACACCGAGAGAGGACGAAAACGCGAGGCAAGAUGAUCACGGAGACGGAGAAGUUCUCGGGGGCGGUGCCGCCUUCCGACGGCCCCGCCCCCGUCUCUGCCGAGCCGGGACGGGAGGCGGAGCACCAAAACAUGACCCGGAUGCUGACCGAAGAAGGGCGAGCCCCGAGGCGCUCGCGCACCGCCCGCGGUUCCCCGAGCGCGGGCCCCCACAGCCCGUCGUCUUCGCCGCCGCCGCCGCCUCAGGAUGACAACGCCGCCGACGACAUCAUGGAGCGUCUGGUCGAGUCGGUCACCCGGAACCCAUCGGCCAGGACGUCCGGUCCCAAGACCCGAAUGCGCUCCCGAGUCAACAGGAAGUCCAUGAGGAGGACUCUGAAGAGCGGCGUCGGCCUGGACGCACUGCAGGCUUUGGGCCUCAACAGGAGCGGCGAGGACGUCUGAUGGCGGAGCGCCCGCCGCCGACUUCAAAAGCGGACGUUUUGCCCCAUCGGUCGAGUGGCAGAAACGAGACUUGAACAUUUUUCUUUGGACAAGGCACGCUUACACACUUUUGGAACUCUGCAGUCCCAAGCGCGUACAAGUUUUGCUCUCCACCAAGUUAUCACUUAGCUGAUGCUACACAGCGUGUGUGUGUGAUUUUUUUUUUUUUUUUUUUUUUGGAGGGAGGGGGGGCACUUUCCACUUCCACCGUUAAAGGACUUAUUUUGGGUUGUUUUUUAACAUUUUAACUUAAAUGAAAGUUUGUUUACUGGGUGAACAUGCAAGUCGAAUAAAUGAAUUUGGAACACA